Amphimedon queenslandica is the source of this 523-nucleotide messenger RNA. RefSeq names its product rho GTPase-activating protein 10-like. Lineage: Eukaryota; Metazoa; Porifera; Demospongiae; Haplosclerida; Niphatidae. Bases 1 to 426 code for a protein of 141 amino acids. Gene Ontology annotation, cellular component: ESCRT-0 complex. Gene Ontology annotation, molecular function: protein binding. The transcript has 7 exons. The record is from RefSeq and is a predicted model, not a curated record. Gene Ontology annotation, biological process: protein transport to vacuole involved in ubiquitin-dependent protein catabolic process via the multivesicular body sorting pathway.
AUGGUACCAGUCAGUGGACAAGACAGAAACAUUCUACAUGAGUCUGGUCAGUUUGAUCAUUUAGAAUCAAAGAAGCCUGUACCAACACAGAGACAAACUUCCGUUCAGAGGGUUGUUCCUCAACCUUCUCCUACAGCUACAAAGCCUUACUCUCAAUCAUCACCGCCUGAACCACCUCCCUCUAAAGCAAAGCCAAGCAUACUCUCAAGGCGUUCCCCUCCAUCUCCACCAGUAAAACCAAGCACUGGCAGGCGUGCCAAGGCUUUAUUUGAUUGUGAGGCUGAAGAUGAGUUGGAGCUCUCUUUUCGUGAAGAUGAAAUAUUUAUUAAUGUUGUGGAGUCUGAGGAGCCAGAUUGGUUGCAAGCUACUAAUUCAUCAGGGAAGAGAGGUCUUGUGCCUGCCAACUAUAUUGAGUGGUUGACUUAAUGCUUUAUUUUGACGGUUUAUAUUGUUAUUAAUGUUAUAGUUCAUGCUAGUAAAAUUCAUUAGUUUCACAACUUUUUUGUACUCAAUCUAGUCAGAA